Molecule: messenger RNA, 1419 nt
Organism: Tinamus guttatus (white-throated tinamou)
Lineage: Eukaryota; Metazoa; Chordata; Aves; Tinamiformes; Tinamidae
Source: RefSeq, a predicted model, not a curated record
AUGGUGGAGGUGCUGGCCGACCCCCCCGGCGAGCUGGUGCGCACCGACAGCCCCAACUUCCUCUGCUCCGUGCUGCCCACGCACUGGCGCUGCAACAAGACGCUGCCCAUCGCCUUCAAGGUGGUGGCCCUAGGAGAUGUGCCCGACGGGACGCUGGUGACAGUAAUGGCUGGGAACGAUGAAAACUACUCUGCAGAGCUCAGAAAUGCAACGGCUGCCAUGAAAAACCAAGUCGCCAGGUUCAAUGACCUCAGAUUUGUGGGUAGAAGUGGAAGAGGGAAAAGCUUCACGCUGACUAUCACGGUCUUCACCAAUCCACCCCAAGUAGCCACAUACCACAGAGCCAUCAAGAUAACGGUGGAUGGACCUCGUGAACCCAGAAGACAUCGUCAGAAAAUAGAUGAGCAGACAAAGCCCGGCAGCUUGUCCUUUUCAGAGCGCCUGAGUGAACUGGAGCAGUUGCGUCGUACGGCCAUGAGGGUCAGCCCACAUCACCCAGCCCCCACACCCAACCCGCGAGCUUCCUUGAACCACACCACUGCUUUUAACCCUCAGCCUCAGAGUCAGAUUCAGGACACCAGGCAAGUGCAGCCGUCUCCGCCGUGGUCUUACGACCAGUCCUACCAGUACCUGGGCUCCAUCGCGACGCCCUCGGUGCACCCGGCCACGCCGAUAUCCCCCGGCCGGGCGAGCGGCAUGACCUCCCUCACCGCGGAGCUCUCCAGCCGCCUCUCCAGUGCUUCAGACUUGACUGCGUUCAGUGACCCCAGGGUAGGAAUUGACCGCUCAUUCUCCGCACUUCCCUCCAUUUCUGACCCUCGGAUGCACUACCCCGGAGCAUUCACCUACACUCCAACGCCAGUCAGUUCAGGGAUAGGAAUCGGCAUGUCUGCCAUGUCCACGGCCACAAGAUACCACACGUAUCUGCCGCCUCCCUACCCUGGUUCAUCUCAGGCCCAGGGCAGCCCGUUUCAGACCAGCUCGCCUUCUUACCACCUCUAUUACGGGACCUCCGCCGGCUCGUAUCAGUUCUCCAUGAUCUCCGGGGGAGACCGGUCCCCGCCGCGCAUCCACCCGCCUUGCACCAACGCCUCCACGGGAUCGACGCUCCUCAACCCCAACCUGCCGAACCAAAGCGACGUGGUCGAGGCGGAAGGGAGCCACAGCAACUCCCCUACUAACAUGGGUACCACAGCAAGGCUAGAGGAAGCGGUAUGGCGACCGUAUUGAGGGAAUCUUAAGUGUUUAUGGGCCAGGACUAACGUGCUUUCUAUUUACCAGUGCCCAUAAGUAUCCUGUAAAACACCUGUCUUGCUUGUGGGCCCUGCCGUGUUCAUACAUCGCUUUCAGAAGCAAACUAUCCAGAAGUCAGUGCUCCCAGGGACGAUGCACGUACGAGCCAGCGCGCUGCGUGGCCGG